This is a messenger RNA of Plasmopara halstedii, 213 nucleotides long. RefSeq lists its product as uncharacterized. Lineage: Eukaryota; Oomycota; Peronosporomycetes; Peronosporales; Peronosporaceae. The record is from RefSeq and is a predicted model, not a curated record. The transcript is spliced from 3 exons. The coding region runs from base 1 to 213 and encodes 70 amino acids.
AUGCAUCAUAACGGGCAACACCAUCCGCGAGAGAAUAAUAUUCCGCCGGCAUUGCUUGCCAAGUACGGGGUCUUCCUCUUACAUAAUAACUUUUCAAGUUCUUCAGAUAUUACAACGCGCCCUUCCAUCAAGAAAGGCUUAGCCUUGCUAAAUAAGACUUCGCAGGAUGCUCUACCACCAUCCCAGAUAAGCAGCGUGGAGCUCUACCAUUAG